CCCUUUUGCGAUCUAGGCAUUUUAAUCAACACAAUAAACAAAGAAUAAAAUGCUUGUAUGUGGUGUGUGAUUAAAGUAGUAUUUUUUUUAUUGUGCUUACGUAUUGCUUCAAAGGGGCAAUAUCAUUUGCUCGAUAACACACACUUCGAUAAGUUUGAAUCCUACAAGGGGAUGAGAAAGUUGACGCCUUGAAUUUUAUCUGAUUUGGCGAAAUGGUUUUCUGCUUUUGUGCAUAAAAAUAAAAACUGAUCGAAAAACAACAAAAACAAUGGCUUGCCAAUGUAGUCCAUUGUUUUAUGUAUUUUGGCGAAAAAAUUGGCUGUAUUUGAGCUACAAUGUCAUUCCUUUGUUAAUCAUUCUACUGGGAUGGACUGCAGUAAUCUUUGGAUAUUUGUAUGGGUCAAACCAAUCGAUGACCAGUCGGAUGGAAGUCUUCGAAACCAAAGAGGAUGAAACUCUUAAAGGCAAUCUUCCAGAAUUCGAAACGAUAUAUUAUGCACCCAAUACGGACAAUGUGAAUUUAUUCAUGAAUGAUCUGCGAGAAAUGUUACCGGCAGAAAAUUAUCGAGGGUUCAACAGCAGCACAGAGAUGGAACUGGACAUGGAGCAGCAGUGUAGAGGCAAUUGUUUUGCUAUUCAUUAUCAAGAAUUAUCCGAUCCCAUGACAGGAGGUCGUUUUAAGUACAGCUUAAGUUCAAACCGGAUGCGCAUUUCUCCUAAAAAACGCUUUGUGAAUGACGAGGAAAUUAAUCACCAAAUUGACGACGAUGAAUAUAUCCGUGAACAUUUUCUUACGCUGCAGCUUAUACUUGAUCGACAAUAUAUGAGUUACACUAAAGUUAAUGCUAAUUACAAACUCCUUCUCAACUCGAUGCCUUAUCUGGAGGUUAGCGCCUCCGAUAGCAAUCGGGUAAUCAACUUUGGCACCCUAUUGUUCAUAUUAUUUAGUGUGUUGCUGUUGAGCACUUUCGUUGUACCCUUUGUCGAGGAGAAGCAGAAUGGCCUAAAGGAGUAUCUCAACCUUGUAACUCCCAUGAGCUAUUUGAAUGGACUCACUUUUUUUCUCAUACGUUUUGUAUGCUAUUCAGCUUUUCUUGUGGCGACUAUGUGUUUGGCAUGGAAAUAUGAAGCCUUGGGGAUUGGAUGCCAUGCCUAUAUAUUAAUUUUAUAUCUGUUAUACAUUAUUGCAAACAUGUCGUAUGCUUAUCUAAUUUCUGUCUGCUUUCAUUCUGUGUUUUAUGCCAAAAUUGGAGGUCUGGUGCUACUCAUUAUGCCUUAUGUGUUUAGCUUUGUGCGAAACUGGUUAACAAAGGUGUCAUUUUACCUGUUCUGUACGAAUUCAUUUCUGGAGGGCUUAGAUAUUUUGCAGACAUUCUCAAACAAACACCGCCAGUUUACGGGCGCUGAUCUGUUUCGCGUUAUCAAGGAUGACGUCGGUUGUCUCUUUUGUGUUUAUGCUGUGCUCAUUUUUCAGACUGUUCUGUAUGCCGUGCUUUACAACUAUUUUGUUUGUGUGUUCCCUGGACCUGGUGGUCUAAAACGCCCCUUUCUCUUUUUUCUCAACCCCGAGACAUACAAAAAACGGCAGCGCAAUGAAUAUACAACGUCACCACGUGGCACACAUGCCAUCAUCAUCAGCGAUCUCUGCAAAAUAUUCAGAACAAGCAAACGUGAAACACAUAUUGCUGACCAUUUAAACAUGACAAUCAAUAACAAGGAGAUCACUGUGUUAUUGGGCCACAACGGCGCCGGUAAGACAACCAUGAUGAACAUGAUUAUGGGACUUGUGCCGAAAGAUUCUGGAAAAAUUUGCGUUUGCAGUGAACGGGAUGUGGCAUCGUAUCGCCAUCUGAUUGGCUUUUGUCCACAGCACAGUGUUUUUAUGAGUUAUAUGACGUGCCAUCAGCAUCUGGAGUUCUUCGCGCAGCUGCGCGGCGCAACCCGCUCCGAUGCACGGCAGUGGGCCGAAGAGAAGUUACAGAAACUAAAUCUGAGCGACAAAGCUAAUGAAUAUGGUGAAAAGUUGUCUGGAGGCAUGAAAAGGCGUCUAUCGCUAGGCAUUGCAAUAGCAGGAAACACCAAAAUUGUAAUCCUUGAUGAGCCAUCUUCCGGCUUGGACAUCGAAUCACGGCGCGAACUGUGGGAUAUUUUGCUGGCGCUGCGCAAAGACAAGGCAAUUUUAGUUACCACUCAUUAUAUGGAAGAGGCGGAAGUGCUGGGCGAUACCAUCUGUAUACUGGCCAACGGCAAGCUACAGGCAAACGGUUCUCCACUAGAGUUGAAACGCAAAUUGGGCAGUGGCUAUCGCCUUAAGCUGGAGGCCCAUGAGACAAAAUUCCAGGAACAAAAAACAUUAGAUAUGAUUCGAGGCUUUAUACCCAAUGCAAGAGUACAGAAUAUUGUAAAGCCUACGAUAAACAUAUGUUUGCCGUAUGACUACCAAUUAAAAUUCCAUGAUAUGCUACGCAGCUUGGAAGCCAAUAUGGUUGAUCUAGGCAUUGAAACUAUCUCAAUCACAGACACCUCACUGGAGACUGUAUUCCUGAAUUGUGCCGGCGAAAUUGAUCAAGUGGAUACACCUGACAUUGGAACACGCAAUGAUGCUCCACUGUUGGCCACGCCGUAUAAACGUUUGCAACAUAAUACUCCGCAUUGGUGGCAGCUUUGGGCUGCUAUUUUCUACAAAAAGUUUACAUUUCUUUUUAACGAGUGGACAUAUGCCUGUUGCAUGUUAAGCCUACCGCUAAUUUGCGUAACUGGCGUCAUUCUGCAAAUGCACUCGAUGUCCAUAGUCACCAACGAGGCAUCAUUGUCUCUUAAUCUCAGGCAGAUGCGCACGGGUAAUGUUUACAUUUAUAAUCCGACAGGUCGUCAUGCGACAGUGGAGCAAAAGCUGCGCCAAUUUAUAAAACAUAGCGGUCUCAACGCCAAAACAUUGACGCCAAGAGCCAGUGAACUAAGCGAUAACAGUACGCGGCAAGAGCUACUGCAGCUGCAACGGGAUAACUUGGCGGAUUUUCUGGAAGAUACCAUUGGCUUGGUUGACAUGUAUGCUGAUGGGCGCGGCGAAGGUGACACGCCCACUUUGUCAAUUUAUUAUGCUGGCAAUCGAUACCAUAGCAGCGUCAUCCUGGUCAAUAUGGUAGACACGUGCAUGCUGCAGCUGUCCAGCUUCCAGUCGGACACAUCUAUUGAUACCACAUACGUACCCAUCAAGCGAUUCAUUACCGACGUCAGCAUAUCCCGUCUGGAGUACUACGUUGUCUUUGUAUCAGCUGCAAUGUUCUUCAGCAUGUUUUACUACAUCUCACUGCCAUUUCGGGAGAAUAGCAGUGGUUUUCGGCAGUUGCAGCCCAUGUCACGCUACACCUACUGGUUUUCUACCUUUGUCUUUGAUAUUAUCUUACAUGGGAUGCUAUGUGUGGCACUAUUUUUGAUACAACAACUCAUAAUGCCCGCGGAGCUGUACAAGAUCGAGGACCUGCAGAUGAUAGUAUUUAGCAUAUUCUUUUACGGUUGCAGCUAUUUGCCCAUUUUGUACACUCUGGGAAAUAGCUUUAAGUCCAUAUCAACAAUAUCAACAUAUCUGCUGCUUAUGUUUAUCGUUUCGGAAAUUGCGCCACUGAUCACCUCCAACAAUAUCUCGGCAAUGAAACAGCACUCCACAAAGAUAGUCUUUUUAUGUUUUUUGCCCGACUUCAAUCUAAAUCACCAUCUUCGAGUCAUUAAUGAGAAUUUUAUAAGUCGAAACAGGAAAUUAAGAGAAUCAUCGAUAAUUGGUAAGGAAGACACGAGCACAUUUUUUGUCUACGCGAUAUUUGUAUGCGUCUUCGUCAUGGGCUUCUUUGUCAUUGUUCUGGAGCACAAGUAUUAUCGCAAGCGACUGCGUGAUUUCUUCCAGGGUAAAACCUGUAAAGUACCACCGAAGAGCGGCAGCCGGACGGGCAUCAGUACUCAGCUCUCCCUCGAUUGCCUUGACGACUGCACGCGGGAAUCUGAACGUGCCAAGCAGUUGUCGGGCGAAGAAAGAUGUGCAGCACAAGAUUAUCCAUUGAUUGUAAGCAAUUUGCGCAAGAGUUAUGCAGGAAAAGCUGCUGUCAAUGGACUUGGAUUUGCAGUUGAGCGUGGUGAAUGCUUUGGUCUUCUCGGUGUAAAUGGUGCAGGCAAAACGAGCACAUUUCAAAUGAUUGCCGCCAAUUUGGUAAUCGACACCGGCUGCAUACAGAUUGACGGUAUUGACAUACAACAGAAUGAGGUUGCAUAUCGCCAGCGGUUUGGCUACUGUCCACAGUACGAUGCACUGAACAAAUUUAUGACCGCCGAGCAGUGUCUGCGUUAUAUGGCACUUUUGCGCGGCCUAGUUGCGUCUAAGGAUGACCCAGCUGGUGUGGAGUUCAAUGUGCACUUUUGGUUACAGAAAAUGCACUUACUAAAGUAUAGAAAUGUGCAGGUUCGUUAUUAUUCGGGAGGCACAAAGCGAAAGUUGCUAGCGGCAAUGGCCAUGAUCGGAGCCCCAUCAUUAGUUUUGUUGGAUGAGCCGACAACGGGCGUGGACCCCAUAUCACGAAGAUUUUUAUGGCAGUGCAUCAAAGACUUUCAGGAUAAGGAUAGAACUGUGGUUCUCACAUCGCACAGCAUGGACGAGUGUGAGGAGCUCUGUAAUCGACUGGCCAUCAUGGCUGAUGGCAAAUUUAAAUGCCUAAAUAAUAUUUGCGCCUUAAAACGCUUAAGCGGCUUUACCAUUAAAUUAAAAAUGAAUAUUGAUACGGAAACAGAGAACAACGUGAUGACUAUUACCAACACGUUAAAGGAUCUAUUUAAGGACUUGGAUUUGCGCGAGAGCCACGCUGGAACAUUAACUUAUUUUGUAAAAACUGAAGAGCACAUAAUUUGGUCAAAUGUGUUUAAGAUAACGAAGGAUUAUCUAGAGGGUGAACUAGGAGAUCUUGUCGAGUAUUACUCAGUGAAUGAGUGCACACUGGAAGACAUAUUCUUGAAAUUCGACAAGCAAAAGUCAUCGCCACGGGCAGGUUCGAUUAACUACGUUUGAAUCUGCCCGUGAACCAUUGAUCAUGAAUCUACGGUCACGCAUCAAAUUCAUUGCUGUAGUAUAUAAGGCACCAAGCACCACAUUUCUUUAUAACUUUACAAGUAUUUCUUCCUUUUGGUUUUUUGAAACAUUUCAUUACUUUCGUCUAACAGCGUUAUAUACCGGGGUCCUUGUAAUUGAUGGGAGUAAUUAAGUAAUAACAAGACGUUUGACAUAAAUGUAUUUAUUUCUAAUUUAAUUCGAAUAUAUGUAUAUUGUAAUUAACAAUAAGCA
This is a messenger RNA of Drosophila innubila, 5323 nucleotides long. Its product is annotated as ATP-binding cassette sub-family A member 2-like. The transcript is spliced from 16 exons. Gene Ontology annotation, cellular component: membrane; intracellular membrane-bounded organelle. The coding region runs from base 269 to 5050 and encodes 1593 amino acids. Gene Ontology annotation, biological process: lipid transport; transmembrane transport. NCBI's taxonomy places the organism in Eukaryota, Metazoa, Arthropoda, Insecta, Diptera, Drosophilidae. The record is from RefSeq and is a predicted model, not a curated record. Gene Ontology annotation, molecular function: ATP binding; ABC-type transporter activity; lipid carrier activity.